Molecule: messenger RNA, 2334 nt
Organism: Mercenaria mercenaria
Lineage: Eukaryota; Metazoa; Mollusca; Bivalvia; Venerida; Veneridae
Product: RING finger protein 145-like
Exons: 2
Coding region: 86-2035 (649 amino acids)
Source: RefSeq, a predicted model, not a curated record
UGGGAUUUUCCAACUUUACAGUCUUUCUGUUUACUAAAAUAUUGUUGUUGAAAUUAUCAUUGAUAAUAAGGCAACACUAUAAAGCAUGGAGGCUGUAGAGAAGGGAAUUCAUUUUAUUCAGGACCAUACACAAAGAUUAUUUGAACACAUCGAGAAACAAGCACUUCGAAUCGGUGAAAAUUGUGAUAAUUAUAUGGAUAAUGCCUCACCAAGAAAGAAAUAUCUGUGUGAAGUAUUGCUGAGGGUUCCAUUGUUUUUCAUAAUUCACCAAUGGCUACUUCUCAGUCCAUACUCAAAUUACUGGAUUAUUGAAAUAUUCCUCUUUAUCAUUCGGUAUGCAGUUGCUUUCCUUAUGGUUGGAACAUGGGCGUUCAACAUCGGUGUCCUUCUACAAGUUUACACAAUUUUUACAUUCGAUUUGGCCGUAACUUGGCUGAUACGGAUCAAGUAUUGGACCCACCAGGACGAGGUGUAUGGUAUAUGUCAUGAAAAGAAUGUUCUAGUUUGGUCUGAUAUGACAGAACAAUGGAGGGUACCUGCGCUGUGUUCCAGCCUGCUGCAAGUUGUCUACCUUUGUUACAGGCCUGGAGCGUUCGUACACAGAGAAAAAGAGCAUGUAACCAUCUGGAUUUAUAUUGCAUUGCUUGCCACACUGGUUCCUAACAUUCUAAGCGUAUCAAAUAUAUUUCCUUCCCUCAUGUCAGAACUCUCAUAUUGGAUAGAAAUUUUAUUUUUUAUCAUAGUGUUUGUAUUUGAAGUUGUUUCCAGCAUGGAUGUAGAUAUUAAAGUUGAUCAAAAGAAAUUAAUGCUACUGACGGCAAAACACAAAUUGGCAAAUGAUGAGCAGACAAAACUAGAAUACAGAACUAGAAUACAAGAUCUACGACGACGUAUAGAAAAACGAAAUCAGGGAGGUAACUUCGUUGAACGUUUCCCAGGCAAAUGGUUCAUGCGAGAUACAAUGCUUGCUUUUGGAGUUCUGUAUUUUCUCUCGGCACUUCUGAUCGAAAUAACAAUGUAUGAAACACUAAUGACCUCGCAGUCUAUAUUCGAUACUCUUUUUGAACUAUCAACGUUGUGGUGCACGACACAUGUCAUUGUUGUUGUCAUGUCAUAUGGACUUGGACUUAUAUCUAAUUUGUGCGUUGCUCUGUGUCACAUAUUCCUUACAACCGAAAUAAUCAUAAUUGAGGCUUUCGAUGCGAACAUCGGUGGUAUUGUACAAGUGUCUGCACUCAUAGCAUUUACUGAAGCAAACAUUUUGUCCAUAGAGUACAUUGAAAAAAUAGAAGCCAUGAAAAUGGUAGCAUUCCUUUCAGUAUAUGCUAUAAUCUUCCAAACACUCGAUGUUCUCGAACGAAAAAUACUUCAUGCAGUUAACAGUGGUGUGUCCCCAGGUGUGUUGUUCUACCUGCGAGUCGGGAUUCUGACAGGACUUCUUGUGACUGCCCCAACCUUAUCAACCAUUAUUGUUUCGGAACAUUUAGACAUUAAUCCAUGGCUUCUUUUCUUUGCAUCUGGAAAUUGUACGCUUAUUCUCCGUACGAUCUUUUUACUGAUAGAAUGUGCCCUAGUAUCAUUUACUUGGCACACUACCGAGUAUCUUAGUAAAUUAGAGGAUCUGAUACAUUACGCUCGAGUAUCAAAGAACAUAUGCCUGGUUGUACUAAAUACCGCACAGAGCUACUGCAGGUAUAUUUGUCCGUUCUUUAAAGGUUGGUGGUUUUUCAGGCUUUGCUUAGCUAUAUUAAGUAGCAUUCUUGUUGUCUGUGCUCUUGGGAUGGUGGAGGUAAAUAGGUAUAAGGGAAGAAACCGAAUGAUAUCACUUCUUAAUAACCUACCAGAUGUAACGUUUAAAUCUACAGCAACAACACAUAACAACAGUGAGAAAGAAGCCCAUGAAUGUGCAAUUUGUUACUCUGUGAUGUCAACAGGAAAAACCUUACCCUGCAAACACACUUUCCACAAGGACUGUCUCAGACGGUGGUUUCAAGUUAAAGCUGUUUGUCCGUUCUGCAACACUGAGAUUAAAUAGGAGAGACAUCCAGGGGUUCUUAAAUGCGAUAUGUAAUUGCUUUCUUUUGUAACAUGCUUUGCUUAUGAUAAAGAGUAGAUAAAAGUUGCUCGGUAUUAUUUCAGUACAAAUAAAAUUAUCAUAACUGUUAGAUCAGUGGACUGGAUUACCCAUUAUUGUUAUGUGCUUACUUCAAAAGUUCUCGGUAAAAAGAGAUUUUAUGUCAGGUAUAUGUAAAUGAUUAACUAAUCUUAACGUAACAUAUCUAGAUUAUGAUAUAGGUGGUUAAUCAGAUUUGGUAGUAAAUGCUUAAUUCACCA